This is a messenger RNA of Bemisia tabaci, 621 nucleotides long. The record is from RefSeq and is a predicted model, not a curated record. NCBI's taxonomy places the organism in Eukaryota, Metazoa, Arthropoda, Insecta, Hemiptera, Aleyrodidae.
GGCGAGAAGCCUCCUGUCACUGAUGAUGGGAAAACAUGUCGUCAAUAAAUUCACUUGGAUGGGGGUGGCGGACGAUAAGCUGAGCUUCAUUAAGCAUGGGCUCAAGCUUGUUCUGAUUGAGUGCCUUGUCCUCCUGUAUCCCACCGAAACUGGCCACCAGAGCCAAAUUUCCAAAUCCAUAGGCCAAUGGUUCACUCAAUUUGCAGAAGAACAAGGAACAAAGGAAAAAAGACGUAAAAGAGGAAGCAAUAAGAGCAGGAAGCACAAUAAGCUACAAAAAAGACGAAGGAGACAGUCAACUAGCAGCGCUCCCUCUACUUCAAACUGCUCUAGUGAGCAGUCCGAAGCCGUUGCAGACCUCUCGGAGGGAUCCACUCCUUAAAUGGGUGUCAGGGACUUUUUUCCUCCCGCAUCAUUUUAAUUAUUUUUGAUACUUUCUUUUUGAUACUCCUUAAAUGGGUGUCAGGGACUUUUUUCCUCCCGCAUCAUUGUAAUUAUUUUUGAUACUUUCUUUUUGAUACUCCUUAAAUGGGUGUCAGGGACUUUUUUCCUCCCGCAUCCUUUUAAUUAUUUUUGAUACUUUCUUUUUGAUACUCCUUAAAUGGGUGUCAGGGACUUUUU